AUUGACGCGUCGCGUUUUACGCUCUGAAUAUUUUGUCUCGUCUCGUGCGCUGUAACCUUUAUGUGUGCUAUACCAUCAUUUACAAUAUGAGAAACGGAAUGCCUACCUGGUGAACACCCCUCCCUUAUUAUUCGUCAUAAUUUUAGAGGAUUUAAAAUUUCCUUAUAAAAAUCUAGUAUAAUUUAAUAAGAAUUGCAAGUACUCCCUUUUCAUAUCAUCACUCUUUCUAAAAUACACAUACAAGCCUGUCAUACUAUGACUGCAGGAAUACAAAUCUUAUUCGUUCCUUGAAUCUAUCGCUUAAGCCAUUUUGUCAAUACUGCCACACAAUGCACCUAACAAUCACACGCUUUAACAUCUAUACUACAAUCAACUUUAGAAUAACAAGCCUGAACUAACAUGCUGUAUAAAAUAGCUCAUUGUUCAUUUUCCUUUAACUUAACCUGAAACAUUAGCCCUUAGCUUCCACAACGAUGUCAGUAGGAAAUGACUACGGUUGCCUCAUUUCCUACUGAUAGCCCGUGACAGUUACAUAACACAUAUGACAAUGCUGUUUCCCCAUGCGAUUGUGUCUGGGCAAGCUACGGAACGCCCUGUAUAAAGUGUAAUACGGUUGUGGCAGACGUCAGUUAUGUUUAAGAUCCUCUCGAGAUGAGCGUUAAGGUUGUCUGCUGUCUACUCCUCGGGUGCGUGGCUGCGGAGUAUAGGAAUGAUGGAGGGUUUGUCCCAAGUUUCCAACGCACGGAUGAUCAGCUCGCAGAACCAUCGUCAAGAGUGGAGAAGGCUAGAGAGGAACGAGACAGCCAGUCUGAAAGGACGCAAAGAUUUGGAAUCUCUGCUUAUGGCGGUGGAACUACGGGUGGCUUUGGCAGCACUGCUCCCGGGCUGUACGGCCCUCUGAAGAUAGAUCUCGGCGGAGUACUCAUUGGAUCCAUUUUAGGCUUCGGCGCAGUCAUUAUUUUACCUAAAAUAAUCCAUGCUUUAUCGUACAGUUAUGGCGGAGGAUACGGCAGGAGUGUGGAAACAGAUCUUAGCCAGAUGUCUGACAUCUUCAACAAGAUUGACGACAUGCUUAGCAGGUACAACAUAGACUCUUCAGCAUGUAUGCAGCGCCUGGCUUGUUCCUACGUCCAGCUGGCUAACGAAAAUGUAGUCACUGGAAAUGCCACGGAGUUUGAUGCCAUGCUUGCUUCUAUGUCUAGCAACUCCUUGGUACGCCGCAUGCUGGCAGGAACUUCGGUGCUCGACGCGGUAACUGCUGGUAAAUCCCUGGACACUGACUGCCAUAUCCAGUACCAUAAGUGCAAACUCGAUAAGAAGACAGUUCUCAAAAUGCUUGCACAACUUAUACCUUCGUAGUAGUUACCUAGAGUUCAUUAAA
Manduca sexta (tobacco hornworm) is the source of this 1381-nucleotide messenger RNA. RefSeq lists its product as uncharacterized. The coding region runs from base 652 to 1359 and encodes 235 amino acids. The transcript is spliced from 5 exons. Lineage: Eukaryota; Metazoa; Arthropoda; Insecta; Lepidoptera; Sphingidae. The record is from RefSeq and is a predicted model, not a curated record.